Messenger RNA from Rotaria sordida, 546 nucleotides. NCBI's taxonomy places the organism in Eukaryota, Metazoa, Rotifera, Eurotatoria, Philodinida, Philodinidae. The record is from the annotation of a GenBank genome assembly.
AUGGAUUUAAAUGAUACUCACGUUCCAUUUAUUAAUCAAUCAGGUAUAUUCGAUUGGGAACAAGAUCGUUUAGAAGCUGAAUAUCGUCUUGAACUUUUUCCACCAUCUGUCUCAUCUUUACGAGGACCACUCUUAUAUGGCGCUCCAUCGACUGUAAACGAUACAAUAAAUCCUCCACCAUUAAUUUGUCGACCAGAUCUUCAUAGAGAUCAUGUUGCAACAAUUUAUACACUUCUUCGACCGAUGCCUUCAUCUUAUCAUUGUCUUUUAGAUCCGUCACGACGACUAAAUGAUAAGCCUCGUCUUGAUGAAUUAGGCGAUAAUGUUACAGUAAGCAUUCCAGGUCUUACUCGUUUUGAUCAUGAUCCACCAUUAUCAUUCGAUUUACCAAAAUUAAAUGGUCCAUUAAAUAAAGAACAACUUGAAUACACUUGGUAUCAUGAUAAUGAACCAGAAAUAGGCAAAAUUUUUCCUGAAAAUUAUUGGAAUCGACAUAAACUUGCAGGACAAUCACCUUCUGCUUAUCUUGUACCUACUGUACUUUAA